AUGCAUCAAUCUAUUGCAUAUGCCAUCGCAAAGGUAUAUCCUGAAAGUCACCCUGGGAUUUGUAUCUACCAUUUGGAGCAGAACCUAAAGCGAAGGAAAGUGAAAAGUGAGGUCAUAAAACCUUUUCAAACUGCUGCAAGAGUAUACAUGCGCAAAAAAUUUGAUCUUUACAUGUUAGAUAUAGCAAAAGUAGAUAAGAAGACUUAUGACUACUUAAUAGAAGAACUACCGGAAAGGUGGGCACGUUCUUGUAGUUCACGACGAAGAUAUGACAUGCUCACAACAAAUAUAGUUAAGUCAAUGAAUUCUGUCCUAUUAGAAGCAAGAGAGCUGCCUAUAUUAAGAAUGAUGGAUUUCAUUCAAGUGAAGCUACAACGUUGGUUUUAUAAAAGAAGAAAUGAAGCAGAAGGAACUUUUUAUGAUGUUUCUUAUUGGGUAGAGGAGGAAUUAAAGAAAAAUAUAGAUUUAGCAUUUACUUUGAAUGUCUUCCCUGUUGAUUCAUGGCGUUCUAGAGUUGAAGAAGAAGGAAUAACUUUCUUGGUGGACUUAAACAAAAGAACAUGUGAUUGUUUUCAAUUUCAAUUUGAUGAAUUACCAUGCAUACAUGCAAUUGCAGCUAUCGAGAAGAGAAACAUCAAGAAGUCCAACUUUUGCUCGCACUGGUACUUAAAGGAAUCUUGGCUGAAAACAUAUGAAAGACAAAUACAUCCUAUAGGACAUACUGAUUCUUGGAUUGUACCAGAGAAUGUUAAGUCACAAAUUGUUAAACCUCCACAUUUCAAAGUGCCACCAGGUAGAAGGUAG
Molecule: messenger RNA, 804 nt
Organism: Nicotiana tabacum (common tobacco)
Lineage: Eukaryota; Viridiplantae; Streptophyta; Magnoliopsida; Solanales; Solanaceae
Source: RefSeq, a predicted model, not a curated record